UCUAAAACAUUUCUUCCUCCUCCAGAGGUUUUAUCAUGAAAGCUGAUCAGUACAUUUAUCAGAACAAACUUCCUCCUUCCAACCAGAAGAAACUCUGAGAUUAAUGAAGCUACAUGUCAUCAGAGUUAUUCUGGAUUAAAGACACUUUCUAACAAUAAUUUACAUUAUUAAUAAAACUGAGGAGCAGGAUCUAUAUAUAGUUCAGUGUUUCAACAAUAAUUUGUUUCUUCAUAGUUUUGCAGCAAAUAUUUGAUAAUUAGCAGUAAAAUGAUCAGAACCAGGAGAUUCUUGUUUUUAUUAUUUUUACCGUUUGUGUGGGCUGAUAUUAAAGAAGAGUCUGAGACCAGCAAGUCCUGUGUUCUCAACCAGGACUGCAUUUUACCAUGUCGGAUCGAUGACAGGAUUGAUUCCGUACAUUGGUCGUAUAAAAAUCCACCGUCUGAGAUUGUACUUUAUGACCAGGGUAACAUCAGAUACUCUGAGAGCUUCAGAUCCAGAGCGUCACUGUUUGAGGAUCAGAUCUCCAGAGGAAACGGCGACCUGCUGCUGAGAGGAGUGAAGGUUGAUGAUGAGGGAAGAUAUGAAUGUAUUCCUGUGACACCUAAGCAGCCCAGUGAUCUGAAAUUAGCUAAACUAGGAAUAAAUCUACCUCCCAUAUAUUAUAUAAUUGUUGUUCACCUUACAGUAGAAGCUCCAGUCUCUGACAUCAGAAUCCAUCAGGAUGGAAACAGGAUCACCUGCAGCUCAGAGGGGAUCUACCCUCAACCUGAACUCACCUGGUCCACUGAGCCUCCAUCCAACACGACUCUGCAGAACAGAACCACAGUCCAUCAGACUGAGGAGAAGCUUUAUGACAUCAGCAGCUCUCUGACGGUUCCAGACGGUUCUGAUCGGAUCUACAGCUGCACCAUCAGAACCAGGAGGAACCAGAGGAGAGCAACUUUAAAUAUUCCAGCCUCUGUGGAUUUCUCAGGAGCUGAAGUUACAAUCUGCUGCAACUCUUCAGAUUAUUAUGGAACCAGUUUGGUCUGGAGGUUCAACCACAGUCAGAUCAUCCUGACCAAGACUGACAGAAACAUCUCCAACAUCUCAGAGGAGUGGAGGAAACAUGUGAGGAAUGUUUCAGCGUCCGGCAGCCUCACCUUACAGGAUGUGACCUCAGAUCAGGAGGGAGUUUACAGCUGUGAGCUCAGUGGUGAUGAGGAGACGAUUAUAACUCACCUCUAUCUGAGGAGGACUGGAGAGAAUCUGGUGGUUCCUGAACUCAUCAGACGGACGGUGGUUUGUGUUGUGAUUGCAGCAGCAGCAGCUGGAUUCAUAAUGUUCUACAAGAAGAAAAUGGAGGAAAGUGAAGCUCUGCAGCUUUAACCCUUUCAUUCACAUUCAGAGAGUGAUUUUGUUUUAAUGCCAUUCUCACAUUUUACCCGUCAAGAUGAUUCAUGAGCUUUGAUGUAGAUUAAUGUUCAUGUUUUUUAAUUCUUUGUCACAUUUGCAUAUAUUUCAGAUCUUUUUCCUAAAUGAAGAUUUUACUGUAUGUUUAACUUCUGCCCAGCAGGGGGCGCAGCUAAACAUAUAAUUUAUAUCCAACCAGCUAAACUUUCUCAGAACUUUAUUAAUGCCAUGAUGUUCAUUUCUGUAGAAAUAUUUCUACAUAAUUUUUU
Xiphophorus couchianus (Monterrey platyfish) is the source of this 1661-nucleotide messenger RNA. Its product is annotated as CD276 antigen-like. Gene Ontology annotation, biological process: cell surface receptor signaling pathway; positive regulation of T cell proliferation; immune response. Lineage: Eukaryota; Metazoa; Chordata; Actinopteri; Cyprinodontiformes; Poeciliidae. Gene Ontology annotation, cellular component: external side of plasma membrane. The transcript has 5 exons. The record is from RefSeq and is a predicted model, not a curated record. Bases 268 to 1368 code for a protein of 366 amino acids.